GAAUUACGUUUUCGUGCCGUUUCAUAUUCGUAUAAAAAACAUCAAUGAAGCAGAUUACUCUUUCGGUUAAAGUAAAUCAAAUUGACAAAAAAAUUAAAUAAUGCGUUUAUAAUAUAAUAUUAUAAUAAUAAAAAUAAUGUUUUCUCAACUACACUAAAUGUAUCCCAACUAUAAAUCACUGCAAUAUCGGACUAACCUUGAUUAAUAACAAGGCUUUGCUUUUUACAUAAUAUAUAGAAAAUGGUAAUUUAUACCACCUCCCAUAAAUUAUUUUAUGUUAAUAUUUUUUAUGCCUAAGUUAUUAUUGAACAGAAAAAAUUACUGACUAUUUGAAAAAUUAGGCAAACUCUGCAUUUAACAUAGACACUCACUGCCAAUUGGUCACGUACAAAGCAAACUUGACAGCAAUCUCUAAGACGGGAAAAAAUUCGUCAUACACAAAUCGCGAACGUGUUUUACUGUUACCCGCAUACGUUGAGCUUAUUAUAUGAAUAUUUCCACUCAUACGACACACGUUUGCGAUCGACGGAGCACAAACAAUACGAAGCAUACCUUGGAGUGUAACCAUUUCAAGCAAUGAUCGGUGUCGGUCGAAAGCAGGAGUACAUAUGUCGAUCCGUAUUUCAUAAAUCUUCGUAUUACGUCUAAUAACAUACGCGUUGUGUUAGUGUUAAAAUAAUUGUGUUAAACCCACUUUAAAUAAUAAUAAAUAAAUAAAUCACCUCAGUAUUAGUGUUUGUAAUGUCUCAAAUUCAAGUCGAAGCUUUUGCGGCAGAACAAAGGCCAACCAACAAGGAAACUCACUACCCCCUCUUUUGUUCCGUACGUUUGACCUACACAGUAUGCGCCUUCCUUGCCAUGAUUAUGCACUUAUGUAUGCGCAAUAUAUUCGAUUUUACCAUACUAUGCAUGGUGGAGACGGACGCUGAGGUAAAUGUGAAGGUCAGCGGUAAUGAAUCCACAAAUUUUGCGUACACAACUAUAAAUAAUUCGAAUUCGAAUGAAAAUUUGGGCAACAUUGCAUGGACACGUCAAGAGGAAUUUGCUAUACAAUCUACAUUUUACUAUGGUUACUUAGUUACUCUGCCAUUCGCCGGUCGAUUAGCUGACAGAUUCGGUGGUAAAUUAUUUUUUAUACACUCUGUGACAAUUCAGGCAGUUUUAUUCAUGUUAAUACCAACAUUCGCACACAUCACUUACCUAGGAACUUCCGUGAUACGUCUGCUGCAGGGAUUAGUAUCGGGUUUUGGCAAUCCAGCACUGUAUCAACUAUUUUCUACCUGGGCGCAUCGCAGGGAGCGUAGCUCGUUAUUAUCGUUCGCCUAUGGUGGUUACUCUGUUGGUAUUCUGAUUGCCUUUCCACUCUCAGCAUUACUUUGCCGUUACAAUUGGGAAUUAGUUUUUUAUACAGUUGGUUCCGUUGCUUUGGUUUUUGGUAUAUCUUGCCACUGGUUGGUUUAUAACACAUUGGAUGAGCACCCCCGAUUGUCAGAGGCCGAACGUGCUUAUUUGAAAUCCACAAACGAUGAAAAAUCGAAAUCAAACUGCAUUCCAUGGACGCAUAUUCUGAAAUCCGCGCCUGUUUAUGGCUUUAUCUUGACGCACAUCUUACAUAGUUAUGGCAUAAUAGUAUUUACAAUGAUGUUGCCGCGUUUCAUGAAAGAAGCUUUAGGCUUCACAUUAUCUAAAACGGGAAUAUAUGCUUCAAUGCCGUUUUUGGGUGGCAUUAUUGCGAAAAUCAUAAUUUUUCCAGCUUGCAGGUAUAUCGAAAAAAAGCCAAACUAUAAGCCAACACUCUAUGGAAAAAUAUUUUAUGUGUUAUGCAACAUCUUUACCAUCAAAUUUCUGAUUGUCGUUAUGUUAUUGAACGCCAACCAACGCAUACUUAUUAAUUUAUGCAUUCUGUUUGUGGGAAUCUUCUCUGACAUGGCAUUUUCUGCUGGCUAUUGGCCCAGUUUACUACAUCUAACCCCAUCGUAUGCCGGUUUACUCUCGGGAAUCGCGAAUGCCUUUUCAACAAUGGACGGUUUCUUUUCACCAAUAAUCAUUUCCGCUAUAGCUGUUCAGGGCACCAAGUCUGAAUGGAAUUAUGUGAUGUUUACACUGAUUAUAGCCUACUUGUUAGCCGCAAUGGUAUUUGGAGCACUUGGCAGCUCGAAAUUACGCUCGUGGAACAAUAUAAGUACAAAUGAAGAUGUUUAAGCUAUAGGUAUAUAAAAUUGUAAAUUUUAGAAAAUUGUGUUUUUUAAUUGUGAUAAUUUUUAACCAAUUUAGUUUUGUAAUUUGUAUAGAUUUUGUAAAAUAAGUGUUAAAAGUGGUAUUUAUAUAUUAAAAAAAACAGUCUAUAUCAUC
Molecule: messenger RNA, 2352 nt
Organism: Bactrocera oleae (olive fruit fly)
Lineage: Eukaryota; Metazoa; Arthropoda; Insecta; Diptera; Tephritidae
Product: sialin
Biological process (GO): monoatomic anion transport; transmembrane transport
Cellular component (GO): plasma membrane
Molecular function (GO): transmembrane transporter activity
Source: RefSeq, a predicted model, not a curated record